Molecule: messenger RNA, 1941 nt
Organism: Didymodactylos carnosus
Lineage: Eukaryota; Metazoa; Rotifera; Eurotatoria; Philodinida; Philodinidae
Source: the annotation of a GenBank genome assembly
AUGGAGACAGCAGCUUCUAUGGGGUAUCAAGCAUCCCAAGGUUCAGCAAAGAGAGUUGGAGGUCUACCGUUACUGGCUCUGUGCUGUUUUGGCUUGGUCGGCUUAGUAUUUGCAGGGGCGAUCGUCGUCGCUCUCAUUCCUGUGUAUUUAAAAAGACAUAGUGUUAAUGUCCGUGAACGAGAAAGUGGCGUUAUUCAAAUAAUUUACAAUCUGCCCAUAAAUGGAACGUUACCAGAUGGAUCAUUGAUCGGAAAUGGGCAGAUCUCUCAAUCAAAAUAUCCACUGUUGCAAAAUAUAGCAAGCAUAAAACAACUGAAUAAUGCAACCGGUCACAGUCGAGUACGUGGAACACGGAUUCAGGUGGUCAAUGCAAUCAUAAGAGAACUGCAAAAUGCUGGAAAAAAGAAGAAACGUCAAGCGCCAACACGGACAAUAGAUCGCACAAUGUAUCGCUAUGUUGACAAAGCGGCUAGUUAUUCCGAAACAUCGGUUCAAAUGAUAGUUGAGUUUCGACUCAUACUUCCCAUUAGUUGUGACACGCUGGGCUGCGAACAGGAUACAAUACAAACAGUAACAACUCAAAUACUUGUUGUGCUGCGCUUUGAAGAGACUGUAUUUAUGUCAUUCUUUGGUUCAACAAUAUCAACCGGGGGUAAGAGUAAUACUAAUUCAGUAACACGGCAGAUGUCUCCAACAACAACUACCACUGGCCAACCAGGGCCAAAACCAUCGACCUCAAGUAAAGCUGGACAUGUCUCAACUCUAGUUUCAAAUGGACAACUUUCUUCAUCAAGAACAGUCACAAAAACACAAGAGCCUAACCGUCACAAAACGUCACCCGAGGGACUUGCUACUCCUGGUCCAGGCGCUACAACUAACAAAAUGAGAUCUUUAACCACCUUAACGAUUAUACCAUCGACUUAUGAAACAAAACAACAACAACGAACUUCGUCUUCAAAAGCAACUCCUGCAGUUACAAAAGAACAUCCAGAAACUCUGAGCACUAGAAAUACAGGUACACCUAUUUUGUUAUAUGACGGUAAAACAGCAAUAUCCGUUGAACAAGUUACAGUGGGAAUGAGUAUUAUGGGUUUAAACAAGGAAAAUAAUACAGUUACUUAUAUACGUAAACAAGGAUUGAGUGGACGUGCUCUAUAUGGCCUAAAUGGUGAACAACCAUUUGUAUCUCCAGAACACGUAUUUAUAUCGCCUGAGAAUCAGUCUAUUCGCCUAGUUUUUGAUAAAAAUUACACAAGCAUUGGUCGACCUGAUUUACCGAUUGAUUCUAUUCAACAAAUUGAGAUUGGUGUGAAAGUAUACAAAUGGAAUAUGACUACAAAUGAUUUUGAUAUAGUAGCUGUAGAAUCAAUUAGUCAAACAACAUCUUACCCAUUUAAUACAUCGCUAUAUAAUAUAGAAACUAAUUCAGUAUCUGGUAUUGCAGGUAUUACUGCACAUGGUUAUUUAACCGGCAUUGAAUUAUAUGAUUACAAAUAUUACUCAGCUGCUAUAGUAUUAGUGUUCGAUAUAAUGGAUGUGAUCACUCCACAUUUACAUCAGCGAUAUGUAAAUUAUACAAAUACUUAUCAUUCAAUCAAUUAUUCUGUUGAAACAGAUUAUGAGAAUCGGGUUGGCCUUGCACUAGCUAAUGUAGUUUAUCAAGCUGCUUUAAAUCGAUCAUCUUCAUUAAAUAUAUCAAUGCCUGUACAACCAACAGACGCAUAUGAAUCAUUAUGGCAUAGUCUUGCUGAACCAAUAAAGACGCAGACGGCGCAGACACUAGGUAAUACGCUCAAUGGUUUUUAUAUACCAUUUGUAACAAAUUGUGUUAUAAAACUUAUGUGGUUAAAUUAUUUAAACCCUAAUGCUGAAGGACAAACUAUUAUUGAUCAAGCGAUUAAUGAUUCACUCAAUUGGUGGUAUACAACAAACGAUUAUUAA